UCUAAUUUUUAUUCAUAACAUUAACAACAAAAAUUCCAUUCAUGGCCGAUUUUCAAGAGCAAUUGAGAAAAUAUCGACAAAAGAAGCAAACAAGAGAAAUAUUAAAUAACUUAAAAUCUAAUAUUAAAAAAUUUUGGAUGCUAGGCACGGGUGAAGACCAACUUCAGGGAAAAUGUCAAACAUCUAUCGACAUUAAGCCAAUCAAAACCGUAUAUACUGAAUCUUCUAACGUCAAUGAAGCGAUUGAUGAAUACGUGUCAUCAAGUGAGGAAGAGCAAUUGUCAGAGGGAAACCUAAAUACGAACGUCGGGAAUGAGAAUAAGUGUUUAAAAUACACACUUUGGAGUGUAUAUUCUCUGUUGUGGGUUACAUUGUACGUGAUAGCAAUUGAGCUAAAAUUUGGGAUGGUCUUUUUAAUGUUAUCUGCAUUAUUUGGAAUAUAUUUCAACACAAGAACUGGCCCAAAGAAAUGCAAUGAAAUAAGUGCCUACAGUAUUUUUAACAAAAAUUGUGAAAGUAUAGAUGGUACGCUGAAGGCGGAACAAUUUGAAAACGAAAUUCGCUACGGCUUUGGGAGUGUGCGAUAAUAUCCCUUCUCGGAGCAUUAAAAGCUUCAUACAUUGGCGAUUAUUGAUUGGAAUAUCCUUUAAUUCAAAAACAAUCAACUUAAUCAAAAGAAAUAAAAACCGAUAUGUGACUAAAUGUUAAAAAUUCAGUUUUGGGAACACAUAAAUGUAUUUAAAAUGUAAA
Molecule: messenger RNA, 750 nt
Organism: Drosophila montana
Lineage: Eukaryota; Metazoa; Arthropoda; Insecta; Diptera; Drosophilidae
Gene: Saysd1
Product: SAYSVFN motif domain containing 1
Exons: 2
Coding region: 42-587 (181 amino acids)
Source: RefSeq, a predicted model, not a curated record